GGUUUCCCAUGGUGAAAUAUUCCGUCCGAUUUAAUCGUCGGCGAGACAUCGGUUACGUAAUAAUCGAGAGGCGGUGGUUCGGGAAACUGGGGAAAAAACGCGACAUUGAUAAAAAUGAUCUUUUUACGAAUUUACGAAGUCGUUGGCCAUCGAAAAUAGUUGUGAAAAUUUAUAUACCUAACGGCAUCGCACGUCAUAAAUAACGACAAAUUGUCACGAUCGUGUAAUAAUUAAUUCGUUAUUAUCUUGCGUUUAACUUGCGCCGAUCAUUAAUUAGCCACGAGCAAAGAUAGCCACGAAUAUCUAUAUUUAAUGAAUUAUUAAUGAGAGAAAAGUAUGUCUCCUUGGAACGAAGUAUCGAAUAAUGAAUUAAUGGUUUUUAAUUUUUUCUUUAUUAUUCAAAUUUUUCAAACAUAAUAAACUUGACUAACAUAUAACUUUCGAGAUAACAUAUCUCGAGAUGACUUGUAAUAAAGUUUCUAAUAUUAUCGAUACAUUAUGGAAUAAUCUCAUUUAUCGAUGAAAUCUCGUUUUGAGCUCAUUUUUUUCCCUUUUUCUUUUUUUUUUUUUUUCUAAUUUAUUCCAUCGUAUUCAUUUUUCGAAAGAAAACAUUUUGUUUGAUCAAAGAGGUUAUCACAUCUUAUUCUUUCGCGUAACAAACGUGGUUGGUAACUUUUAAAAUUAUUUACUAUUCGUCAUUGAAUAUUUGCCAUCGAUAUAUAUAUUUUUCGUAUAUAUUUUUAAUAAUGGCACGAAAGUUGAGGAAAUUUUAAAACUAAUUUCGAUGAUCAAAAACUAUACAAGCGUAAUAUAUACACAUAUGCAUAUACAUAUAUGUAUACAUAUCAUCGUACCAUAAACAUUUUCACGUAAUUGAAUUUCGAAGAAGAAGAAAAAAAAAGAAUCGAUUUCGCACGUGGAAAAUUUACCCAUAAAUAAAAUUAAAUUUACGACAUAAUCGAGAUGAUUUAUUCACUGAAGUUUUACAAGAGAGGGAAUUUCGCCUGUCAUAGAUAAAGAUAACCGUAUCUCGAUUGUAUCGAGAGAUGGCAUCGAUGAACGAAUCACAACCCUCCUCCUCCCUUCUUCCCUCCCUUUCCUCGGUUCUCGAUUUCAACUCGUCUCUCCCUCGUCUCGAAAUCGGUUGAAUCAAUCGAAAAGGAUUUGGACGGAGAGGGGAGAGAUCGAAAACCAGUUGGCCCAAGGUUCUCGCGUGGCGAGAACGAGGCACGACUAAUCGAUAAACCGGAUCGAUCUCGCUGGGCGAAAAUCGAAUCCUAUGGCAAACAUCACGGAACUACAUCUUUAACCUAAUUGUCAAUCGAUUCGAAGAAGAAAAAAAAUUCGAAGUGAAAAAUCGAAAUCUCCUCCUCUCGACCUGAUGGAAAUUUCACGUGAACCGCGUAUUAUUACUUUCCCCCCCCUCGAAGUUUUCGAAGAAUUCUGAUGUCCGCCAUCAUCGAUCAUUAGGUUGCAUUAAUGGAGCGCGGUCAACGUGGUUCUAACAAGAAAGCCUCGAAAGAAAUCAAGGAGAAAACGGACGUGGUCGCGAUACCGGAGUUCGGAAGCCGCGAGGUGGUCGCGUUCGAGAACAAGGAGCAAUACCUCUUCCUGUUGGAAUUCUUCAUCCACCACAUGACCAGUGAGCGUUUAGCGAAACUCAACCAGAUGUUCUUCGUCCCAACCACCAUAUCCGUCGAGUUUCUCAAUUUCACGGGGAGGGAGGGUAUCGAGAUAACCCCCGUCGACCCGAUGUUCCACCCCCAGGCCGGGAUAGCGGACGACAUCGAGUACUUCUUUUCCGGCCGUUCCGUGAUGUUCGCCAUCGAUCAGUACAACGUGAUCAACAAACUCUUCGACCUGAUCGUCAAGGUGUGCGUGCAGAAGAAGAUGCCCGAGGGGGUGAAGCCGGACGUGCUGGUCGGCAGCGGCGAGCUGGACCUCACCAAGCACUUCGCCGCGUUGAGGAAAGAGAUGCUUCAAUGUUGGCACAAAAUGGCCCCACCCCCCAAAGUGUUCGAGGGCGAGGUGCCCCUGCUCUACAACGACAACGUGAUCGGGGCCGUGUGCAUGUACGUGAGGGUGUCCGCGUUCGGGCAAACGAUCGUCACCGAAUUCGAGGCGCCGCCCGAGCGUACCGUCUCCUCGUACGUGUUCAAGGGGGACGAGUGCAACGAGAAAUCGGUGGCCUACAAAUGCCGCAUCAUCGAUUCCCAGAUCAUGGACGUUUGCAGGGAUUCGAGGGACGAGCUGUUGAAGAGUGGCCCGCCCUGCCGCGUUUGCAUCAGGGAGCAACACCCUUGCACCCCUUGCGGGGACCCGACGGGGGCCACGUUGAAGCCGAACGUGAGCCGGAAGGGGAUCGAGUCGAAGCCCGCGAGCGGCUUGUUGGCCGCGUCCCGCUCCAAGCCGGAAACAUGCGCCGACGUGCACAAGUCGGGGCUGAUACAAUCGAGCCGAGGGCCCGUCCAACCGUGCGGAAAGGCGGUUGUUCUGAAGGUGUCCGGGAUCCUGGACACGGGCCAGGACAAGAAGCCGACCGUCACGGUGGCGGCCGAGUCGGACGCACCCGGCCCGGACACGUCCGACCCCGACCACGACGUGUUCGUGCUUAGGAUCGGGAAGAAGGGGAUAGUCGGGGUCGGGGAGAAGUCUGACAUACAGUUGGAGAUGAAGACGCCGAAGGGGCCGGAGAGGGGGCCCCCGAUCAGGUGCGAGACGAGGGAGAUGCAGACGGAAGAGAAGAAGGUGAAGAAGAAGGCGAAGCCGAAGGAGAAGAAGGAGAAGAAGAAGAAGUGAAUAGGUGUGGAUCGUUUUAAGAAAUUUCUUUUCAUUGGAUUCCUAUGAACCUAUAUCGAUCUCAUUGUUGCGCGUAUAUUUGUAUUUUAUAUAUAUAUAUAUAUAUAUACAUAUAUAUAUAUUGAUUUAU
Messenger RNA from Apis mellifera (honey bee), 2929 nucleotides. RefSeq lists its product as uncharacterized. The transcript has a single exon. The coding region runs from base 1480 to 2799 and encodes 439 amino acids. The record is from RefSeq and is a predicted model, not a curated record. Lineage: Eukaryota; Metazoa; Arthropoda; Insecta; Hymenoptera; Apidae.